AUGAUACCUACCUCUAUUACUGUGCGCUCGUCGUGCAGAGCAAAUACACUAGGUGCCCAUGCUAGGUGGGCGCGCCGCGCGCCAGCGAUCACACCACCCAUGGCAGUGGCCCUCUCGACGUCCAGAGCCGUCGCACAGCAUGUGGCCGUGCACGAACCAUAUGUCCAUGCCAAUUCGCAUUCUUAUACACAUCUGCCCACACCCUUGCCAAUGGACGUGCGCGACCGGCACGCGUCGCUUCGGCGGCGCGGCGUGAUGCCAGACGGCGAGGCAGACCUGGUCGGCUCGUCACCAGAAAGCGUGGAAAGAGUGAAUAUCGACGAAGUCUACUUCCCUACCUCUCGAAAUGUCGAAACGUACGCAAUGUUCCAGGCUUGCUUGUCCUCCGGCCUGAUUUCUCGCGCUCACAAACUCAUGCAGGAGAUGCGGUCGGACACGCACACACGGCUAAAAGAGGUGUACGAGGUACGAAACGGCGAGAUCAACGUACACACUUCGCCUGUGAUCCCACUGAAGCUGUGGUCCUACAAUGCCAUGCUGCAAGCUUACCUCAAUAAGGCCGCUCACCCAGACACCACCGAUACCAAAGUAUGGGUCAAUCAUGCUUGGCAGUUGUGGAAAGAUAUGAUGGCCCAAAGUCCUCUGCCACUGGACCCACGGCCUGACGCUUCGACGAUCGCUGCCAUGGCCACGGGCAUCGCACACCUCGAGGCCCUGGAUCUGUAUCCCUCCGGCAAGCCGACCUUCGAGCACCUUUUGCAAGAUAUCCGGACCCUCGGCGUGUCCCUCGACGCUGUGUUUUCAUCUUCUGUUUGGCAACUACGUCUGCCCUCUGCAGGCCAAAGUCACGCAUCUUCUGCACCCGAGGAGUCGCAUGUCAGUACUGAUAUGCUGCUCGCUCGUUUCCGCUCAGCCGCCACGAAACUGGGCGAUGCAAGGGCGCAGGAAGAACUGGACAACAUUGAACAAGUUCUCACGACCAGCGAACAGCGGACAGCCGCUGAGAACGACGCGCCAGAGGCGGGCAUCGAGGACCGACACAUUCGUCCAGUGCUCAAGAAGGAUGCUGUGACAGAUACUAUGGUCAAGCCAUUCAACUUACAGACGCUGCAAGAGAGUUUGGCCACGAUGGAACAGUCUCGCCGGCGCUCAUCGGAUCUGUACGAGCGUCAACAGUGGCUGGAGCACUCGGCCCUCGACGCUGCACGAAAGCGCCUGGAGCACGACACAGAAAACUUGCAGGAGCUCGGCAUCGAUAAUGGUCCCUUCCAAAACAAAACCCUGCAAGCGUGGAUGUGGGACUGGUACCAAAAAGUCGAAGAGGCGCUUCGCAAGGAUAUCCAGCGUAUCGGACGCCAGACAGAGCACAAGGUGGCCACUACGCUCGAGUCUCAGCUAUAUCCGUACCUCUGCCUGCUACCUCCCUCCAAAAUGGCCAUGCUCGUCAUCCUGGAGCUGCUUCGGAUGCAAGGCGUGAAUGGCGUAGCAGACGGGAUCAAGUCAACCCGCGCUCUCAUUUCGAUCGGCAAGGCUGUUGAGACGGAGUACAGCGCUGUCAUGAUGAACAAGCACCCUGAGAUAUUUGUCCAGGCCCGCGCCGUGCAGCAAAGGUUAGGCAAGCGCAAUCUGCUCGAUAUGGCUGUGCGCCGUGACCUCAAAGCUUGGCAUGACCGAUGCCGAGAAAACAAUAUGGAGUCCAACAUCCCGAAGUGGACACAGCUCACCCGGGCGCGCGUCGGUGGCUUCCUUGUACAGCACCUGAUGGACGUGGCCACUGUGCACCGCAAGGCCUAUGACCGAGAUGGCGAACUUUGGGAAGAGGAGCAGCCGGCCUUUUACUCGGCAUACGAGUACAUACAAGGUAAGAAGCUCGGUGUGAUUCGCUUGAACGAGGUGGUCUCGGAGCGCCUGGAAAAGGGUUCGGUCCGUGAGACGCUGCAUCCACGGUGGCUGCCGAUGCUGGUUCCACCACGGCCUUGGCUCUCGCACGAUUCCGGCGGCUACUUCUCCGUACGAACAAGCGCGAUGCGAUUCAAGGACUCGGUGGAGCAAAAUUCGUACUUGCGCGCGGCUUCAGAAAACAAUGGCCUCGAGGUCAUCUUUGCUGGUCUCGAUGUACUAGGAAAUACGGCCUGGAACAUCAACAAGGAGGUAUUUGACGUGGUACUGCAGGUAUGGAACUCGGGUGAAGCCAUCGCCGACUUGCCGCCCUCUGAGACGACGGACCCUGAGCCCGAGAGGCCUCCGCCUGAUGAUAUCAAGGCCAAGGCUCUGUACCUCCAACGGCUGCGCAAGUGGAACUCACUGCGUUCGGCCAACCAUUCUCAGCGCUGUGACGUCAACUACAAGCUCGAAAUUGCCAACUGUUUCUUGAAUGAGCGCUUUUAUUUCCCCCACAAUAUGGAUUUCCGCGGCCGGGCGUAUCCGAUUCCUCCGAACUUGAAUCACAUUGGCAAUGAUCUGUGCCGUGGCCUGCUUAAGUUUGCCGAUGCCAAGCCUCUGGGCCAGGCGGGUUACCGGUGGCUGCGCAUCCACCUCGCCAACGUCUGGGGCUAUGACAAGGCGAGCUUCGCCGAGCGCGAAAAGUUUACGGAUGACCACAAAGCACAGAUCUAUGAUGCAGCGACGAACCCUCUGGGUGGUGAGCGCUGGUGGCUCCAGGCCGAUGACCCAUGGCAAUGCUUAGCUACGUGCUUUGAGCUCUACAAGGCAUGGGAAUACCCAGAUGGACCCGAGGCGUUCCCCUCGCAAAUGCCCGUGCACCAGGACGGCACAUGCAAUGGUCUCCAACACUACGCUGCUCUGGGCGGCGACUUGCAGGGUGCCAAGCAAGUCAACCUCCGUGGCGGUGACCGCCCCGCGGAUGUGUACACUGGUGUGGCUGAGCUGGUGAUUGCGAAAUUGGAGCGCGAUGCUGUGGCCGGCGAUGAAAUUGCGCAAAAGCUGCGCGGCAAAAUCACACGCAAAGUCGUCAAGCAGACCGUCAUGACGACAGUGUAUGGUGUUACGUAUAUUGGUGCCAAGAACCAGGUGAUGCGGCAGUUGGCCGAUCGUGGGGAUACGCCCGUGGAAGACCUGUGGAUUUCUGCAUCGUACCUGGCCAAAGCCAUCAUGGAAUGCAUCGGCGACCUGUUUUCUGGCGCGAAUAUGAUCCAGGACUGGCUCACGAUGACGGCGCGCCUCAUUUCCAAGAGCAUUCCUCCCGAGCGUGUGAAGUAUGCCCAAAUGAAAAUGAAAAAGCGACGCAACAUGUCGGACCCCAAAGGCACGUCUGAGGCCAAGCAGCACACGGCCACCACCACGCGUGAGGCUCGCGAGCAAAUGACCUCGGUCAUUUGGACGACGGCACUGGGCCUGCCGAUUGUACAGCCGUAUCGCCGGAUCAAGAAAAACCAGAUCAUGACAGCCGUGCAGUCGGUGUACAUUCGCGACCCGAACCAACACUUUGAGGUCAAUACGGCCAAGCAGGCCUCAGCGUUCCCCCCGAAUUUCAUUCACUCCCUUGAUGCCACGCAUAUGUACUUGACCGCACUCGAAUGCCACUCGGCCGGUCUCGUGUUUGCCAGCGUACACGACAGUUACUGGACGCAUGCCUGCGACAUUGAUACCAUGGGCGAUAUUAUUCGCGAUACAUUUGUACGCUUACAUUCGCAGGACAUUCUCGUGCGCCUGCGUGACGAGUUCUUGCACCGUUACAAGGGCUACAAAGUGCCAGCCUCGUCGCUGCACUAUGACGCCAAGAGCCGCUCGAAGCGCGCUGCCAAGGCGGCGGAGAGCGACGAGGCCGAAAACGACGAGCUGGAUACACCGCUCGACAUCACUAGCCUGAAUCGCUCGGCCAAGCGCGAUGCGAAUGGCUUCUAUGAGCUGGCAGACCUGCUGCCUCCCAUUCCCAAAAAGGGCGAUUUCGACGUGUCGGAAAUUAAGCGCUCCCUGUACUUUUUUAGCUAA
Malassezia restricta is the source of this 3951-nucleotide messenger RNA. RefSeq names its product DNA-directed RNA polymerase, mitochondrial. Gene Ontology annotation, biological process: mitochondrial transcription. The transcript has a single exon. Gene Ontology annotation, molecular function: mitochondrial promoter sequence-specific DNA binding; DNA-directed RNA polymerase activity; protein binding. The record is from RefSeq and is a predicted model, not a curated record. Gene Ontology annotation, cellular component: mitochondrial DNA-directed RNA polymerase complex. Lineage: Eukaryota; Fungi; Basidiomycota; Malasseziomycetes; Malasseziales; Malasseziaceae. Bases 1 to 3951 code for a protein of 1316 amino acids.